Molecule: messenger RNA, 1713 nt
Organism: Mytilinidion resinicola
Lineage: Eukaryota; Fungi; Ascomycota; Dothideomycetes; Mytilinidiales; Mytilinidiaceae
Product: amidase
Exons: 5
Coding region: 1-1713 (570 amino acids)
Source: RefSeq, a predicted model, not a curated record
AUGGCCACAGACUGGAAACAGCGUGCCCAAGCAAAGCGGGACUCUGUCAAUGCCCUAAUUCCAAAAGAGCACCUCCUCGAAAAGAUCCCCAGCGUGGAAGAACAACGCGAUGUCACUGGGAAAUACAUCCAACAAUUCCUUACAGACCGAGAAAUCGAGAUCACAGAAACGACAGCGGACGACAUAGUCAAGCGGACAGUUCGCGGAAUCUGGAGCGCAGUCGAGGUCACGAAGGCCUUCUGCCACCGAGCAGCGAUUGCUCACCAGCUCGUAAACUGCCUCCAUGAAAUCUUCUUCGAUGCCGCGAUUCAGGAUGCGCAGAAGCUAGAUGACUACUUCGCCGAGCACAAGACGCCCAUCGGUCCCCUCCAUGGCUUACCGGUUAGUCUGAAAGAUCAAUUCCACGUCAAAGGUGUCGAGACGACGAUGGGAUAUGUGGGUUGGAUAGGCACCUUCCAAGGCAAGACAGGAACCGGCAAAGAGAAGUUCGUCGAGAGCGAAAUGGUGCGGGAGCUGCGAGACUUGGGUGCUGUGCUAUACUGCAAAACGAGUGUUCCGCACUCUCUGAUGUCCGGAGAAACUGCCAAUGCCAUCAUUGGCUACACUACGAAUCCGAAGAAUAGAAAUCUCUCUUGUGGAGGAAGCUCAGGCGGAGAAGGGGCUCUAAUCGGGCUGAAGGGCUCACCGGUCGGCUUUGGCACAGAUAUCGGCGGCUCGAUUCGCAUUCCGGCUGCCUUUUGCGGUCUGUAUGGUAUCAGACCCUCCACUGGACGAAUGCCCUACGAGGGUAUGGCGAAUUCCAUGGACGGACAGAACUCUAUUCUAUCGGUAGUCGGACCCCUAGCAACGAGUGUAGCAUCUUUGCGACUUUUGAUGAAGAGCCUGCUGAGCCAGGAACCGUGGCUCCAUGAUCCCCUAGUUCAUGAGAUCCCCUGGCGGUACGAGCAGCAAAGGAAGAUACUUGAAUUGACUGGCGCGAUUGGAGAUGCCUCGAAAGUUGGGAAACUGGCGUUUGGGUUACUGGAGCAUGAUGGAGUGGUCGCUCCUACCCCUCCUAUUCGUAGGGCGUUGGAGAUAGUUAAGAAGUCCAUGGUAGACUUAGGACAUGAGGUCAUCGAAUGGAAACCUCCUUCACACCAAAGGAUUGUCGAUGUCGGGUUCAAAACCUGGGCAUUUGAUGGUGGUGAGGAUAUCCAUGGCGCCUUGGGUCUUUCCGGAGAGCCUCCCAUACCCCAGAUCGCGUUAUACGGCGACAAGGCCAUCGAGCAAUUCAAAGCCUCAGAAAUCGCCGCCGUCAACGUCACUAUCCGAGAGUUACGAAAAGAGUACAUGGAAUACUGGAACAGCACCAAAGAGCUCACAGGCACAGGAAGACCCGUUGAUGCCGUGAUAUGCCCUGCGGCCCCGUUCCCCGCAGCACGACCCGAAAAGUAUCACUAUUACGGAUACACUACGUUCGUCAAUCUACUGGACUAUACUGCGGUGGUUGUGCCGGUCACUACGGUUGAUAAGGAGGUCGAUAAGCUUGAUGAGAGCUUUGAGCCGGCGAGUAAGAUAGACAAGGCGUGUUAUGAGAGCUACGAUCCUGCAGUAUACGACGGCGCACAUGUGUCUCUCCAGCUCGUUGGGCGAAGACUUGAGGAAGAGAAGAUGCUGGCAAUUGCUGAGUAUAUCAGCUCUACCUCGAGAGAAUUGAAUUCGGCCGCGGUCUAA